ACAGAAUUACACUGUAAACUAACAUGACAAGCAGGAGGAGAUUUUAAUUGCUUACUUUUAAAAACUGAAUGUCUGAGUGAUGAUGAAUAUGUGGGCCAUUCUUCUGCUGAACUUGGCUUUUUGCUCUGCAUCACCAGUGCCUUUACUAAAUGUAACUGUCAUUGAUAAGGAAUGGAGGGAUAUUCCUGAAAUAAACAAAGGUUUACAUCUUAAAGAGGGAGACAUCAUGGUGCCAAAGGAAAGGAGUACAAUUUUGGGAGAUCAAUACCGCUGGCAAAUCCCUGUCCCCUAUUUGCUGAGUUCUAAUCUGGAUAUAAACUAUAAAGGAGUUAUACUGAGGGCCUUUGAGCGGUUCAGCCUGAAAUCAUGUAUUGACUUUAAGCCUAGGACAACAGAAGAUUUUUACAUUUCUGUAGAGAGGCUUGAAGGGUGUUGGUCAUAUGUCGGGCGAAGAUCUUCCCCUGGGCAAACUGUUUCCAUUGGGGAUGGCUGUGGAUUUAUAGCAAUUGUUGAGCACGAGUUUCUCCAUGCACUGGGAUUUCGCCAUGAGCAAUCAAGAUAUGACAGAGAUGAUUAUGUGACAAUCAAUUAUGAAAACAUAAUUGCAGGGAAAGAAAGCAAUUUCGAUAAAUACAGUGAGAAAGUGACAAGCCUCCAAGGUACCCCAUACGACUACAUGUCUGUGAUGCAUUAUGCUAAAAACGCCUUCAGCAAUGGUAGUGGAUCCACAAUCAUUACAAAGCGUCCUGAGUUUCAAGAUGUGAUUGGUCAGCGUAUAGACAUGAGUGAAUAUGAUGCUAUUGAGCUCAAUAAACUCUACAGUUGUAAUACGUCCACCUCUUUCCUUGAUCACUGUAGUUUUGAUGACGACUCUCUGUGUCAUAUGAAUGUUUUUUCUUCUACUCAACCCGGAUGGCAGAGAGUGAGUUCAGUGACAGGCGUCAAUGUAGCUGAUCACACCUACUUGGGCAAAGAGGCAAAUGGGACCUCUUUCUUCAUGCACUUCAGUCUGGUGGACAGAAAUGAGGGCGACUCAGCUAGACUGGAGAGCAGAGCAAUGACACCGACAAGAGAUUGUAAAGUUCAAUGCGUCCAGUUUUAUUACUUUCACAGUGGCAAUGUGAACGACCAGCUGAACAUCUGGAUCAGGGAAUACAAGAAUGCAGAUGACAGCACAGGAACUCUGAGACUUAUGGAUCAGAUCACAGGAACCCCUGAUUAUUACUGGCGGCUGCACCACGUGACACUAAAUGCAUAUAAAAACUUUCAAGUCGUAUUUGAAGCCCGUAAAGGAGCUGGAAACUCCAGUGGAGGCUUUUCAUUGGAUGAUAUCAAUAUUUCACAGACAGAGUGCCCUAAAAUAUGGCAGAUAAGGAAUAUUGAGAAGCUAUUGAACACCCGAUUUAAUACCCUUAAAAGUCCACUGUAUUACUCUAAUGAAGGUUAUCGCUAUCAGGUUUUCUUGGACAACUUUCCAUCUUACCUUAAUUUGAGUUUUCGUCUGGUAUCCGGUGAGUUUGAUAAGCAGCUGCAGUGGCCUUGUGCAUGGAGACAAGUUACCUUUCAGAUUCUUGACCAGAAUCCACACAUACAGAAGCGCAUGUCCAUUGAGCGGAGCUUCACCAAUGACCUAUCUUUGACUUCGGUUAACAGGUAUGUGUGGGACAAUCCUCGAAAUAACGGAACUGUAAACACCAUUGGAAAUGAGACUGUAUAUGUGGGUCCUAAUGUAUACAAAAAAUUUAACAAAGCUGACCUCAGUAAAAGAGAUUUCAUCAAGGGUGGUGACAUCAUAGUUCUUAUUAGUAUGCAAGAUAUCUCAGGGCUGCUUCAGAGUAAUUCUGUACCCUGCCCGAAUGUAAAAGUGAAGAACAUCAAUGCUACUCCUUAUGUAAGUGCCAGCCAAGGACCCUGCAUUUCCAGCUCCAGUGUCAGGACUCUUCCAUCCUCUCUGAUCCUCUUACUGGUUUUGUGUCUUUUGCUGCUGAAGUAAUGAGAAAUAACUGCUGUGAGAGUUCUAUGACUUCACACAAAUUCAGAUUUAAAACAGUUCUUCUUUGUUCGCAUAUGUAUGCAUGAAAAAAGUAACAUUUAAUCCAAUGAUCCCUACAAUGCUUGAUUUUACUGUGCAAUAUCCUAUUCUAAACCUAAACCAUGAGAAAUUAUAUAUUAUAUAUUGUUGGAGAGGUCUAAGAUUCCAUAAUAAAUAUUUGACCAGUGUUUUUUUAUAUAAAUUAUGUAGGUAAAGUAAUGUAGUAAACAGCAUAAAACAAGGCAUUCUAGAGCCCCAAGCUUUAUGGCAGGGCCCCUCUCCACCUGCCAAGGUGUAAAAAGGUUUGCUUGUGAUGUAAUGUUAAUCUUAGCUUAUAUAUUUAUCAAUAUAAUAUUGUCAUGAAAGUUUUUUUCUGCCUUUUUAAAGUAAUGAUUAUUUGACAUUUCAUUUUCACUAUAACCUUGAGCCAACACUCACAAUUUUAAAAUUUAAAGGCAAAGUUGAAAAGGAAUCUUCAAAUAGGUUUACAGUAUCUGCUCAUGUCAAAGAGACUGUCUACCUCUACAUCUUUGUUAUAAUAAUAUCAUAUUAUUUUGAAUGUAGACGCAUAUCAAACAUGCUCAAGACCCUGCAGCCAGUUGAAAAUACCUGUUACUUCAACUUUGGCAGAUUCCUUUUGAAAUUUACCUUUUAAUUUGAAUAUUGGCAAUAUUGAAGAUUAUAGUAAAAAUGAAAUGUCAAAAAACUAAUUGGAUUUUAUUUGUCUAUUUGACAAGGAAGAUGCAUUAUCACCUUGAAUAACAAAAUAAUUUUAAUUAAUUAAAUAAUUUCAUUUUAUUUUCAUUUUUGGCACAUGUUUUGCACUUAUUAUUAUUUUCAUUUUAUCAUUUAAUUAAUUAUUUUAAAAUUGGCAGAAAAAAACUUGAAUAAUUUAGAGCUUUUUGUGAUUUAUAAAUUCUAUAUCAAGUAACAUAUAUAUGUAUAUGCUAUUGUAAAAUGUUUGAAUGUUACUGUAAGAGAACCAAUAUCCAUACAGCUUAUACAAAGAGUAAAAAAUA
Messenger RNA from Paramisgurnus dabryanus, 3051 nucleotides. The record is from RefSeq and is a predicted model, not a curated record. Lineage: Eukaryota; Metazoa; Chordata; Actinopteri; Cypriniformes; Cobitidae.